UUGAUUUUUUUUCAUAAAUAAAAGAUUUAAAGAUGUGCUACCUGAUAUUUAUCAGCUAACAACACAUUUUCCCGAGUGUUCAAUAGUUCAAUAAAUAUGAAUUUAUUGUUAUAGCCAAUUUUGUAAAUUGAUAAAAAAAAACUAAUAUUGUUAGCUACAAGCACUAAUAAUUAAAUUAGUUUAACAAAAAAUAAUAACAAAUUGUAUAAUAUCUAGUGUUUUGAAACAACAAAAAGUGACAAUAAUGAGCGUUAUAAAAGAAAAAAAUAAUGAAAAUGUAUUAAAUACCUGUGAGGAAGAAAAAGACGACAAUGACAAUGGGAAUAUUGAAAAUAAUUAUAUCACACCUGAAAUGGUUCUUCGACUUCCAACAAUUACUGACAAAUACUUUUGUUUGCCAGAGAAAAAUACUUACGAAAUAGAUUUUACGCGAUUUCAAAUUAGAGAUUUGGAAACUGGAACAGUUCUCUUUGAAAUCGCUAAACCACCAGUAAAUGAACAUGAAACACCGCGCAAGGAACCACAACAGGACGAGGCUGGUCGUUUAGAUCCAAAUGCUGGACGAUUUGUUCGAUAUCAAUUUACGCCACAAUUUUUAAAAUUAAAAACUGUCGGUGCCACUGUCGAAUUUUUAGUUGGAAAUCAACCUGUUAAUAAUUUACGAAUGAUUGAACGUCAUUUCUUUCGUGACAGAUUGCUGAAAACAUUUGAUUUUGAAUUUGGCUUUUGUAUACCAAAUAGCAAAAAUACUUGCGAACAUAUCUACGAGUUUCCAACACUUCCCGCCGAUUUGAUUGCAGAAAUGAUAGCCAAUCCAUUUGAAACGAGAUCCGAUUCCUUUUAUUUCGUCGACAAUCGAUUGAUAAUGCACAACAAAGCCGAUUACGCUUAUAAUGGAGGAAUGGAAAAGAAAGACUAAAAAGAUCUUCGAAAGGCUUGAAAAGAAAAAAAAACAAACUUUCGAAUAGUAUUAUUCCUUUUAGAUUUUUCAAAAUGAAAAUUCUUAAAAAAAAUUUUCAACAAUUUCACUGCAAUGUUUGUACUAUUUAUAUUUUUGAAACACUCACUUUUGUCAAUUGAUCACUUGAACAAUUUUCCUUUUUUGUUGUUUUCUCAUCGGAAAUUUCCUUUUUUGUAUUUUUUAAUCGUGUUUUCUUUUGAGAGUGAAUCCACUUUUACACAAACACUUAUAUAAUUAUAUACAUCUAUAAAUGUGAUAUCUGUACAAAUCAAAUUUGUCUCGUAAUUUAAUUUUACGAUAUUUGUGCUACUGUACAUAGACUUUAAGCUUUUUAGGCUAUUAUGAAAUUUGCACAUUCUAUUUCGUUUUUACUUCGAUAAAAAGAAAAAUAUACACUGUUAAUUCACCUGAACAAUAAAAGUUUCAGAGUUUAAUGAA
Molecule: messenger RNA, 1399 nt
Organism: Leptopilina boulardi
Lineage: Eukaryota; Metazoa; Arthropoda; Insecta; Hymenoptera; Figitidae
Gene: unc-119
Product: protein unc-119 homolog B
Exons: 4
Coding region: 245-919 (224 amino acids)
Biological process (GO): nervous system development; lipoprotein transport; cilium assembly
Cellular component (GO): cilium
Molecular function (GO): lipid binding
Source: RefSeq, a predicted model, not a curated record